Molecule: messenger RNA, 918 nt
Organism: Thyridium curvatum
Lineage: Eukaryota; Fungi; Ascomycota; Sordariomycetes; Thyridiales; Thyridiaceae
Exons: 4
Coding region: 1-918 (305 amino acids)
Molecular function (GO): calcium ion binding
Source: RefSeq, a predicted model, not a curated record
AUGGCGUACAACAGGCCGUAUAACCCGGACGAACUGCCCAGAUUCGCCGAGCCCGAACCUAAAGGCGGCGCCAAACCUCCCACCCCGACGACGAUAUCGCACAACCCGCGCUACGACAGCAGACCACCGCCGCCGCAACAGCAUCAGCAUCAGCCGCCGCCGCAACAACAACAACAGCAGCAGCCGCACCGGCCCCAGGAGCUCUCGCACCGCACCUCGUCGUCCUCCCAGCAGCACCAGCAGCAGUACCAGCAGCCGCGCUACUCGCCCGGCCACUCCCCGCACGCCGGCUACACCAUGUCCCCGCCCCCGACCGCCACGGGGCCCCGCCCCUCGGCCCAGCAGCAGGGCCGGCCCCCGCCCCAGAGCAGGCCCCCGCCCAGCCCGGCCCCCGUCGACGCCGGCGGCGCCGACCCCACGCUGCUGCCGCUCUUCCGCGCCGUGGACAAGGAUGGCACCGGCCAGCUCUCGGAAAAGGAGCUCUCGGCCGCCCUCGUCAACGGCGACUGGACCGCCUUCGACCCCCACACCGUGCGCAUGAUGAUCCGCAUGUUCGACUCGGACCGCUCGGGCACCAUCGGCUUCGACGAGUUCUGCGGCCUCUGGUCCUUCCUCGCCUCGUGGCGCACCCUCUUCGACCGCUUCGACGCCGACCGCUCGGGCAACAUCAGCCUCGACGAGUUCAACAACGCCCUCGUCGCCUUCCGCUACCGCCUGUCGGACCGCUUCGUCGAGACGCUGUUCCGCACCUACGACAAGCGCGGCGAGGGCGUCAUGAGCUUUGACCUCUUCGUGCAGGCGUGCAUCUCGCUCAAGCGCAUGACGGACGUGUUCAAGAAGUACGACGACGACCGGGACGGCUACAUCACGCUGAGCUUUGAGGACUUUUUGACCGAGAUCCUGCGGCAGCUGAGGUAG